AAGGGACCGCUUACGGCGCGGCGCAAAUCAGUCGUUGCGCAGUUGCGGUGGGUGAUGGUCGUGUUCGCUGCGGAGCAGUCGAGUCAAAACGGGCGUUCCACGAGCUAAUCGAGUGCGGAAGCAGAAAGAGAGAUAAAGAGAGGGAGAGACAGGACGAACGCGCACAUUGUGCGUCCCCGAGAUCGCGAUCACACGUUGAUCAACACGGCUGCGGCGGUGCCUUUGUCCGCGCAUCGACACGUCGGCAUGAAAUAACGACGGGCAGCCACCGAACGCAUCAACGAGGCGGCAGGCAGCGGCGACGUCCUGAUUCCAAGCGUCCGUACUCAGUCCUCAGUGUAGGCUAGUCGGUCGCUCGGCGGUCGUUGUCUCGACGAAUCUACGACGAAUAUCCGAUUAACUGACGCAAGUUGACGCCGCAAGCACGUCGAGGCUCCAUGCAAUCGACAUCAAAUCUCCAACGAUAAUCUUCCUCCGCCGUCGUAUAUAACUUAAGCCUCAAAACGCAAUACCGAAUUAUUCGAUCACGUUGCACCGCGUUGAUAACAUCGUCUUUCAUCGUCGUACUUCUUGAUGAGGUAUCUUGUUAUAUCUUGUUCCUGCAUCGUCUCUCGCAGUGAGGUUAUCUCCCAAAAGAGCGGGAAUACGUUCCGAUCGCCAGCUUGACGACGCUCGUGCACGCGUUAUUUCCAUCACGAGGAGCGAGAUUCUUGCCAGGUCCGCGCGUUGACAUCUCGCCAUCAGCCUCGUCAUCCGUACGCGCGUUAACUCGCCAAAGGACGCCAAGAAUUUUGACAGAAGAGCGCGACAACAAAUAUGGCGGCCACGGUGGCGAACGCGUGCAUCCGCAACAUUACGGACACGGGAUAUCUGUGCGAUAUCCUUGAUCGGAUGGAUGCGUGGUUGUCAUGGCACGAUGUUGUGGGAUAUUUCUCCUACAAUCCAUGGAUAUUCUCCCUGCUAGGUAGCACCAUGGUUGGCCUAACCGGUAUCUUCCCCUUAUGGCUCAUCCCCAUUCAGGAUGGCGUGGAUUUAAAAACCGGCGAAAAUGGUGGCACCCUGAAGAUCCUCUUGAGCUUUGCCGUAGGCGCACUGUUGGGUGAUGUUUUCCUACAUCUCUUGCCGGAAGCAUAUGAAAGCGAGCUUCAAAGAAAAGCCGAGGAUGAUGACGCGUCCACGCCUGCAGGCCUGUGGGUGUUGUCCGCCUUUUUGUUCUUCGUAAUUGUUGAGAAACUCGUCGCCGCUGUGAACGAGGAAGCAUCAAUCAUUCCAGAGCAGCAGACCGAUGAAAUCUCGAUCAAGGAUGCAAAUAAGGAGAAAGAAGCAGAUAACAAUAAUUGCAUCACUGUGAUGAACACUGAGAAAAACGGCUUUGCAAAAGAAUGCCUGAAAGAUACAAACAAGAUACAAUGUUUCCUGGAGAAACAAUCUGGCAAGAACGGAUUCAUCCCAAACGGUAUUAAAGAACCACGGAAGAAUGGUUUUAAAGAGGUCGAGAUCAUAAAAUCUGCUUUAGCAAGUGAAUGUCCUAAUGACGGUCCUCUGGUCGACGAGGCAAAGAGCUGCUUGAAGAAAUUAGCAAAGACCAACGGUUUUACGUCGGCGAUUUCACGUGCUGCUGAUCCUUCGUGCAUAAUCCCACCCAACACUAUCAUUAACCGUUUGGCCGCAUGGACAAAGAAAUUCACGUUCAACUUGUUCCGCAAAUGUUUCAAUCCUAAGGCCUUCCCCGGAUAUCUUAAUCUUUUGAUGAACUUUCUCGACAAUUUUACGCAUGGUUUGUCCGUGGGUGGGUCGUUCCUCAUUUCCUUUCGAGUAGGUCUCCUCAGUACGUUCACUAUUUUGGUGCAUGAAAUACCUCACGAAGUCGGCGAUUUUGCUAUUCUGUUACGAAGCGGAUUUAGCAGAUGGGACGCUGCGCGAGCGCAGUUAAUCACAGCUAGCGGUGGCAUCGUAGGUGCAUUGGCUGCUGUCUCGUUUUCUGGUAGUCUAGAGGAGAGAACCAGUUGGAUAUUGCCAUUAACCGCCGGAGGAUUCAUACACAUUGGCCUCGUAACCAUCUUACCUGAUCUACUGAAAGAAACAAACACAAAAGAGUCUUUAAAACAGUUUGGUGCUUUACUUCUCGGUAUUGUUAUAAUGGCUGCGUUAAUGUUCGUUUAAAUUAAUAUAUAUUUCAGAAAAAUAUUAAUUUUUGAGAGGAGUUAUGUUAGUGUACACUAAGAGUACAAUUUCACCAGAUCUAUUUAUAUGUUUCGAUGCGCGUUAAGUGCAGUACUCCGAAGUUGCCAUACAAUAGUUGUUGCUCAAUGGAAUUUGGUCGAGCGCGACUAAUAGCGACGAAGUAAACGACUGGCCAAACUCCUCGCGUGUACACGGUGUAUAAUAUAUACAAUUGGACUUAGCCUUAGUUUAGGAUUUGUGAUGCUUUAUAUUGGAAAUCUUCUCCAGUAUUGGAAUAUGUUUGAUCAAGUCUGAAAUUGUGUUAGUUUUCUACUCUUCUCUGAAACGAUGAGAUUACUUUGCAUUUGCGGGAAUGAGACUUUCAUAGUUUAAAAUCAUCUUCUCAAGUCCCCGUAGUAUAACGAUAACAACAAAGUGAAACGCGUCUUUCGAUGGAUGAUGUACAGAAAGAGAAAAUAUAAUUUGCCAAUUAUUUUGAGAAUUAGGUUACUUGUAUUAUCGCGUUAUCAGUGAUCACAUAGUUUGACAAAUGCUGUUAUGAACCUCGUAUAGUUUAUGUACAAAUACCGCGUGUUCCAUCAUGUAUAGCUGCGGCGGUAUUAAUACCUUCCAGUGUGUCACACGGUAUGAGUAUGACUUUGGUAAUGGAACACUGGAAUUAAAAAUUCAAUUUAAAGUCAAAGUAUAUUAACGUAUGACCAUUAUGUUGUAAAGAAAUCUAAAAGAUAAUAUACAUCGCAUCUCCUAUUUGUUUAAUACAUAAAGAUAUAUGAGAGUGGCGUAAUGAAAACUUCCACAAUAAAAGAUCCUACAUGGGCAUGUUAUAUCCGUGUAUUCAUGAUGCACGUACGAAUACAUAAGUACAUCCUAGUAAAUAUAUACAUUAAGUUCCUAAGAUUAAUUACAUACAUAAGCUCCUCCUAAGAAAUAAUCGCACGAUAAAAAGAACAAAUAUUCGAUGCGUUGUACAAACAAUUGAAUUGUCAUACGUUACUGUGUUUAUGAUGGAAGAGAUUGCAACUUCAGAUAACAGGAAAAUUUUCAUAUUUUUGCAAAAUCCGAAUUUUAACGAAUUUAAUUGUAUAAAUGGAGCGAUUCUUUUUUUAUAUAUCUGCUAAAACUUAUAAGAUCCUGGAUAUUAGAUUAUAUUUCUUUUAUCUGCAAUUUUCACACGAGAUUAGUUAAUAUAAUUUAAUUAAAGUAUAUAUUUUUAUAUGUAUUGUUGCAAAUUCGAUGCGUUCAUGGUUAAUAAAACAUAAAAUAAAAGAAGAAGAAAUUUAGGAAUAUAUUUAUGUUAUAAUAUCAUAAUUGUAAAUUGAAUAAUACGAUAUAAAUUUUUGCAAAUAUCAUGAGGCAGGAAAUAUUUAUGCGCCAAAUACAACAUGUCUGCAAAAGAUACUAUUAUGUAUCUUCUCCGAAUAUGUUCUAUUAUGUUUUAUAAUAAUUCAGUAAUGUAUCAUAUUACAUACAGAUUCAGCUAUGCUUGGCAGUUUAUGCGGACAAGAGGAACUUUCAAAAAACACUCAAUAUUAAUUUUCCCUCGAUAGCCUCGUGUAUCAUGCUCAAUGUCAAUAUUUCACGAAUUGCAUAAAAUAACGCAAUCCUUGUACUUAACAAGUAAAAAUGAAAUGUUAUUUCAAUCCGAUGCAUGAUACAAGAGUGCCUUUUUGUACUUGUAAAUAAAAAGACCCUACUUUAUAGGGUUAAAAUUAAUAUCUUUUACAAGAAUAUUUUCUAUGAAUUAUAAAUAACAUAAAUAAAACUGUUCAUAUGUAAUCUCUAAUUCGCUAUAAUUUGUAAAUAAAAUGUACUAUUCUGCG
This is a messenger RNA of Ooceraea biroi (clonal raider ant), 4004 nucleotides long. It is a transcript of the gene Zip99C, whose product is annotated as Zinc transporter Zip99C. Lineage: Eukaryota; Metazoa; Arthropoda; Insecta; Hymenoptera; Formicidae. Gene Ontology annotation, molecular function: zinc ion transmembrane transporter activity. Gene Ontology annotation, cellular component: membrane. The record is from RefSeq and is a predicted model, not a curated record. Gene Ontology annotation, biological process: zinc ion transmembrane transport; intracellular zinc ion homeostasis.